AUGGCAUUCUCCAGCGUACGCACAGCUCGUGCGACCGUGUCUCUAGCGCGCUCUUUCAGCUCUUCGGCGAGCAGCUCUGCGGAAGCGCCCGCAGCAUCCGCCUCGAAACGUCCUGUCACUCGUCGACAACCCCUUCGGGAGUUUAACAUGAGCGGACUGGACGAGUUCCAGUUUGACGAUGCUACAUCACUGGGGUUCAUGCGUCUGGAGAAGAUCCGGGAGGCGCAGGAAAUCAUACGGCGAGUCGAAGUCGAUCGGCCAAGCUUGCAAGCUCAACGUAAACCCUUCACACCUCCCUCUGCCCCUAUUCGGAUAUCUCAAACCAUCGACCUCUCAAAUCCACAAUCACUCGUACAUCGCAAGCGCGUACUUCUCGCUCCGGUAGCGAAGCUACCAUUAUCUGGACCGGAGGCGAUCCACCGCUUCAAAUUGCUUGCUGGUCCACGAUGGACAAUAGGCAGGCCAGGGCGGAUGGAGGUGACUGAAGAGGACGGCGAGGGGAAGGAGGGAUGGAUCAAGAUCAGCGAGGAGAAGUUUCCGGAUGGACUCAUGAACCGGAAGUCGGCGGGAGAUAUGCUGGAGCGGCUAUUGGCAGCUGCAAAUGACGCAAACUCCCCAUUGCCAGCCGACACCCCCUUGGACCCUCGCCCACUCCUCGCUCGCCAGCGCAAGCGGGCUGAUCGCAGCGCCCUCCGUCAAGCUCAGCGAUCUGGAAGCGGCAGGGUGGAGUCUGUGGGCAACGUUCCUGGAUUUCCCAAGGAAUGGCUGCAGGGGGAUCGGAAAGUGGUAAAGGAUGAGGCCAAGCAAUAG
This is a messenger RNA of Dioszegia hungarica, 810 nucleotides long. RefSeq names its product mitochondrial ribosomal subunit protein-domain-containing protein. The record is from RefSeq and is a predicted model, not a curated record. Gene Ontology annotation, molecular function: structural constituent of ribosome. NCBI's taxonomy places the organism in Eukaryota, Fungi, Basidiomycota, Tremellomycetes, Tremellales, Bulleribasidiaceae. The transcript has 3 exons. The coding region runs from base 1 to 810 and encodes 269 amino acids. Gene Ontology annotation, biological process: mitochondrial translation. Gene Ontology annotation, cellular component: mitochondrial small ribosomal subunit.